AUGGCGGACGUGGACGAGAGCCACGAGGACAUCGAUUCCCCACAGAGAUCGUGCUUGAAGCUCCAAGAACCGAGCCCGGACGAACCGCUUUCCUGUUGGGGUUCUCUGAUGUAUACUGCGCAAUGGUACACUCAGAAGGUUGUUCGGACGGUGACCAACGUUCACAAAUCGGUUGUCGAACCAUACGAAAUCUACGACUCGAUCGUCAGAGAAAUCCUAACCAGUCGCCUGCUGCUCCCUGAGGAUCGAGCAUACGUCGAAUCCGUAUUGACAUCGGAGGUCAACUUGGCCACCGUCGACGAAGAGCGGAAAUGGCCAGAAACGUAUCGGAGGCACUGCUUGGUGUCGACGUUGGCGGUAUUCGCCAUACUACUCUGUCUUCGUAGGAGUUCAAAAAUCCAGCUGCUAUCGUUGGUGACAGCAUUGGGUUUGACAGCGUCGAAAUUCCUCUCGGUGUCCAUGUUGAAACUGAGCGUUCUCCAGCUGACGCCGAUCCAGUCAAUGCAAAGCUGUCUCCUGAAGUGGGCGCUGGUCCAGAUCAAAGACGACGAAUCUCUUCAAGCGGGCGGGAGCCACGGCCACGCGAGUAGCUCACGACAGCCCGAAUCCACCGCACUCGUCGAGAUCGAGACGAUCGCGCGAGCCGAUUCGAAACUCUUCGCUCGCACCGUGUUCGAGACCAUUCAGUCGGAAUGCCUGUUGUGGCAGGCCGUGACGCGGGACAUCCGCACGGCCAUUCUCGAAGACGACGUCGAGCUGAUCAUGCCGGUUGGCCUGGACGACUGCCGCGUUUCUUGUCCUAAGCUGUUCUGUCAACCGGAGAGCAUCGAAGAAAGCACCGACAACUACAGUUACGGAGCCGUGCACUCGUUAAAAACGCUGAACGAUCUCCAUCGUUCCGAAUGUCUGAGGAAUCUCUGUCUGGGUCUGGUGCAGAGAUGCGCCCUGAGCAUGAAAUCGGUGUUUCUGUGCAAGAAGGCCUUGGAAAGCGUCGUCGCGCUCCAAGGUAAAAAAUACGACUUCCUGUGCAGACAGUACUCCGAGCUGAAAGCGAAGCAGAGCUCUCUGUUCACUAGACUGAACACGCAGUUGAAGAACGGCAACAUCAAGUCAAAGUAUUCCGACUGUGAUGUGUCCGUGCGAAUGCUGUGCACAAAUCUCGAACGAUGUCUCCAGUUGGCGACUGCGAUCCAUUACGAAAUCCAGGAGGGGCAAGACCAGAGCAGCGCUCUGUCGGUGGACGCCAUAAAUGAAAUGAUCGAAAUCCUCAACGGGAACCUUACCCAGAGCGUGAGCUUCAGCGCCGAUCUCCAGGUACGGGUUACUUCGAAGAGGACACCGAAGCCAACCACGCCGAGGUCGGCCUCGAGGCAUGCCAGCAUCGAGAGCCAUCCGGAGACCCCGGUUGUGGACCUCGCAAGUCUGCCGAGCGAGCCGGCAUUCGAUGAAGUGUACGUCGGCAAGUCGGAUUGUUCAACGAGAAAUGAUGAAGUCGACUGCUCGAGGGAUCUUGACGACAGAGAAGCGUGCGGUGCAUCUCUGGCGCCACCGGUUCUAAACCAGCUCAAGGAUGUUUUGAAGUUGAAAGAGGCGGAACGAAUCACUCGGGAAGCGGCGGCGAUGAAGCGAUUAGGACUUGAAGAACCCUCGUCUUCUUCGUCGGAGGACGAUGAGGACACGAUAGAGAACGAGCCAAUGUUACGCAGUGUCGGCCACACUGGGUUCGAAGCUUCGCUCGCGGCUCAGGUUGCGGCUCGCGCCGCUCUGGCUGCUGACGAUUUUGUUUACGAUAGUGAUGAAGACAAUGACUGAAAACCACCAUGUUGUUUGUUCAUAAAUCGUGCGCUAUAUACGGCAUACAUAAAAAGCUAUUGUACA
Galendromus occidentalis (western predatory mite) is the source of this 1878-nucleotide messenger RNA. RefSeq lists its product as uncharacterized. The record is from RefSeq and is a predicted model, not a curated record. The transcript is spliced from 2 exons. NCBI's taxonomy places the organism in Eukaryota, Metazoa, Arthropoda, Arachnida, Mesostigmata, Phytoseiidae. The coding region runs from base 1 to 1812 and encodes 603 amino acids.